This is a messenger RNA of Quercus lobata, 651 nucleotides long. RefSeq lists its product as uncharacterized. The transcript has a single exon. The record is from RefSeq and is a predicted model, not a curated record. Bases 1 to 651 code for a protein of 216 amino acids. NCBI's taxonomy places the organism in Eukaryota, Viridiplantae, Streptophyta, Magnoliopsida, Fagales, Fagaceae.
AUGACCAUCCACUCCCAGAACGAAGUUUUGAUGUGCAAGGUUUUCCUGUCCAGCCUAGGACUUGUAGUGAUGAGGUGGUUCAAUGGCUUGAAGACGAACUCCAUAGAUUCCUAUAAGCAGCUUAUCCAAGCCUUUGGCUCUCGCUUCAUUACGAAUAGCAGGGUUCCUCGGCCUCUAAGUUCGUUGUUGUCAUUAUCCAUGCAUGAGGGAGAAACUCUAAAAGCAUACUCGGACAAAUAUUGGGAAAUGUAUAAUGAGACGAACGGUAACUUUGAUGACAUUGCCAUCAGCACUUUUAAAAGUGGUCUCCCAACCGAGCACGGCUUGAGGAAAUCCUUAAUUGGCAAGCCUGUCACCAGUGUACGUCAACUUAUGGACCGGAUUGACAAAUACAAAAGAGUGGAAGAGGACCAGAUGCAAGGGAAAGGAAAGGACAAGGUUAUCUCUCAAAAGAGGAGUGAUUUUAGGUUGGAUCGAUACAACAAUAACCAUCCAAGGAGAGAUUUCACAGGGCAAUCCGGAUCAACCAACACGCAGAUGGUUAACGCCGUAUUCAGAGAAUUGGUACAUCAGGUUUUAGAGAAAAUCAAGAAUGAGUCAUUCUUCAAGUGGUCGAAUAAGAUGGCUGGAGACUCCAUGAAGUGCAAUUAG